Messenger RNA from Dunckerocampus dactyliophorus (ringed pipefish), 5378 nucleotides. RefSeq names its product excision repair cross-complementation group 6 (gene ercc6). NCBI's taxonomy places the organism in Eukaryota, Metazoa, Chordata, Actinopteri, Syngnathiformes, Syngnathidae. Gene Ontology annotation, molecular function: ATP-dependent chromatin remodeler activity; ATP binding. Gene Ontology annotation, biological process: transcription-coupled nucleotide-excision repair. The record is from RefSeq and is a predicted model, not a curated record. Gene Ontology annotation, cellular component: nucleus. The transcript is spliced from 22 exons. Bases 233 to 4450 code for a protein of 1405 amino acids.
AUGCUGCCACGUAUAAUUCACUGUAUGUCAGUCAGAUAAUUUUAUUGUCUGUUGUGCGGAAUAAUAUCGUUUGUCUAUCGUUUUUAGUUCGAGCUGCUCGCCUGGACAACCAAUGUGUUGUUAGCUGUUAGCUUAGUAGCCUAGCAUAGCCAUUUAACAAUGAACUACAUAUUACAUCGCUGUAGCAGUCUCAAGUUUAUAGCCUGUUUCGCUUCGAGAAACCCACAUCACCAUGCCAGUAGAUGGUUCGGAGGACCAGGCCUCUUUCACCUACUCUAGGCCGGCCAGCAUUGCUCUCACCAGGGGAGCCUCAGAAGAGAAUGGAGGAUCAGCGGUUUGUUCUCAGGGCUCUGAAGCUGCUUCUGCCUGCCCAGAUGUUAACGAUGCAGAGGGGGGAAACGGCGGUGGUAAAAGGUCUGGAGCACUGCUGCAUAUCGACCGCCAGCGCAUCCAAGCAGCUUCUGCCAGUUCGGGGGCCGAUGAGCUGCAGGGUCUUGGUGUGGCCAUCUAUGAUCAGGAUGUCCUCGAGCAAGGUGUCCUGCAGCAGGUGGACGAGGCCAUCCAUGAGGCCAAUCAAGCUGCCGCCAAAGCUGAGGCAGAGAAGGAAUACGAGUCAGUGCUGGAUGAUGUCAGGUCUGUUUCCGUAUCCCUGAAACACAUCAAUAAAAUCAUUGAGCAGCUAUCUCCGUACGCUUCAGCAAGUAAAGACAUCAGUAGGAAGAUUGAGUCGGUCAAAAGGCAAAAAGAAAAUAAGGAGAAGCAGCUCAAGAAGGUCCGAGCCAAACAGAAGCGACUUCAGGCUAUUUUAGGAGUAGAGGCCACCCAAAAUUUUGAAGAUGAGGUUUUGGCAGCGGAUGCAGAAGAGACAGAGCCUGGCCCGUCAACACUGGGCAGCAUGCUCAUGCCAUCUCAGGAGACAGAGUGGGAGGAACUUAUCCGGACAGGUCACAUGACGCCUUUUGGUACACGAAUCCCACAGAAGGAGGAGGUCAAGAAGGAGCCUCGGAAACUGAUGCUGGCUGAGAACUCUGCCUUUGAUCAGUACUUAGCCGACCAGGCCAAGCUGGCGACCGAGAGGAAGAGAACCCCUCUCUUGAAGAAGAAGAAGAGGUCUGGACUUUGUCCUAAUAGGGACGAAACCAGAAGAACCGCUUCCUCUCCAAAGGAUAAGAAAAUGCGUAAGCGCAUGCGAAAGCUCCAGAUAACCGCUCUGAAGGCUCAUCCCAAGGCAAGACCCAAGUCUGAGCCACAAGCACCCAAGCCGAAGAGGAAGCCUCAAAUUGAAGGUGAAGAGGUUGACAGCGAGGGGUCAGAGUACCUGCCGAGCGAUGAAGGAUUUGAUCCUGACCAAGAGGAGAGAGACGCCAUGGAGGAGGGCUACGGGAACGAUGAUGACGAUGACGAGUAUGAAUUGAAACCAUACAAGAGGAAAAAUGAUGCAAAGGGCAGGAGGGGGAGCAAGAAACAACAGAGCGAGGAAGAGUACUCCCCUGAGAGCUCAGAUGAAGUUGAGGAUGUCAGGAGGAAAGAGAAGAAAUUCAAGGAUGAUGGGGAUGUUGAAUAUUACAGACAGCGAAUAAGGAGGUGGAAGCGACAGCGUCUCAGAGAAAGAGAGGAGAGGAGGGAAAGAGGCGAGGAGCUGACAGACGACAGUGAUGCAGAGUUUGAUGAAGGCUUCAAAGUGCCUGGCUUUCUCUGGAAGAAACUUUUCAAGUACCAACAGACUGGAGUGCGGUGGAUGUGGGAGCUCCAUUGUCAGCAAGCAGGCGGCAUCCUGGGAGAUGAGAUGGGUUUGGGUAAAACCAUUCAGGUCAUCAGCUUCCUGGCUGGACUCAGCUACAGCAAGCUGAGGACCAGAGGAUCCAACUACAGGUAUGUUGGUCUGGGUCCAACUGUCAUCGCGUGUCCUGCUACAGUCAUGCACCAGUGGGUGAAGGAGUUCCACACGUGGUGGCCUCCUUUCAGAGUUGCUGUCCUUCAUGAGACCGGCUCCUUCACCAGCAACAAGGAAAAGCUGAUUCCUGAGAUAGCAUCUUGUCAUGGUAUCCUGAUAACCUCAUAUUCAGCAGUGAGGAACUUGCAGGACACCCUGCAACGCUAUGAUUGGCACUAUGUCAUCCUUGAUGAGGGCCACAAGAUCAGAAAUCCAAAUGCUGGAGUCACCACAGCCUGCAAACAGUUUCGUACUCCUCACAGGUUCAUCCUCUCUGGCUCUCCCAUGCAGAACAAUUUGAAGGAGCUGUGGUCUCUGUUUGACUUUGUCUUCCCUGGAAAACUGGGCACUUUGCCCGUCUUCAUGGAGCAGUUCUCUGUGCCCAUCACCAUGGGAGGAUACAGCAAUGCCUCACCUGUCCAGGUCCAGACAGCGUUCAAGUGUGCAUGUGUGCUGAGAGACACCAUCAAUCCUUAUCUCCUUCGUAGAAUGAAGGCCGACGUCAAGACCAACCUCGCCUUACCUGACAAAAACGAACAGGUCCUAUUUUGCAGGUUGACACAAGAGCAGCGGCAAGUUUACCAGAGCUUCUUGGACUCUAAAGAAGUCUACCAGAUACUGAACGGGGACAUGCAGGUUUUCUCAGGCUUGAUAGCGCUGCGUAAGAUCUGCAACCACCCAGAUCUUUUCUCUGGAGGGCCCCGGCUGUUGAGGGGGAUCCCGGAGGAGUCGCUGACAGAAGAGGAGCACUUUGGCUACUGGAAACGCUCGGGCAAGCUAAUCGUGGUGGAGUCACUGCUGCGUCUUUGGUUCAAGCAGGGUCAGAGAGUCCUGCUCUUCACGCAGUCUCGACAGAUGUUGGACAUCUUGGAGGUGUUUGUGAGGCAGAACAGCUACAAGUACAUGAAAAUGGACGGCACGACUUCCAUAGCUUCCCGACAGCCCCUCAUUGCGCGCUACAACGAGGACACAUCUAUUUUUAUCUUCUUGUUGACCACUAAAGUGGGAGGUCUGGGAGUCAACCUGACAGGAGCCAACAGGGUCAUCAUCUAUGACCCUGACUGGAACCCCAGCACUGACACACAGGCAAGGGAGCGGGCUUGGAGGAUUGGUCAGAAACAGCAAGUGACCAUCUACAGGCUCCUCACUGCAGGGACUAUUGAGGAGAAAAUCUACCACAGGCAGAUUUUUAAACAGUUUCUGACUAAUCGUGUUCUGAAGGACCCCAAACAACGGCGGUUCUUUAAGUCCAAUGAUAUAUAUGAGCUAUUCACUCUAGCUGACCCAGAUGGGACAAAGGGCACAGAGACUAGUGCUAUAUUUGCAGGUACUGGUUCCGAUGUUAAGGCACCUAAAAAACUAGACAGGACGCAGCGCAACAAACCCUCCAAGGUGGACCAGAAUGAAUUGUGUGCAAACAGACAUUCCUCAAUGAACAUUCCGACGUCUCCAAGUAGAACAUUAUCUCAGGGCCAAUUAAAUGGUAACAUGGACAUAGUAAACAACCACAAUGGCGUGGAUGCGCACUCCCAUAUAUCAGCCAGUAAGCAAAAUAACUUAAGCCAAGAGAAUUUUAACGACGCAAACUGCAGCCAGAAGCACAGGAAGAAGAGGAAGCACUGUGACUCCAACACUGUGGAAAGACAUAAAAGUAAGAAGCAUAAACGCAACAAGGACGCUCGCUUUGAGGGCCAGCGCAUCUCUCACUUGGUGAAGAAGCGAGGAUACACGAAAGUGGAGACUGCCGAGCAGCCUGGCGACCAGAAGAAGUCAGAUGAUUAUGUUUUGGCAACGCUCUUCAAGAAAUCUGGAAUCCACAGCGUCAUGCAGCACGACUCCAUUAUCGAGUCCUCCAAUCCAGACUACGUUCUGGUAGAGGCGGAGGCCAACAGGGUGGCUAGAGAUGCCCUGAAGGCCCUCAAAGUCUCACGUCAGCAGUGCAGACUGACCCUCAGUCGACACCCUCCACCACCCGCACGGAAACGCUUUGGACAAAAGAAGAAUUCUCUCCUGGUUGGACCAUCUGUCCAGACUAUGUCCACUUCCAACAAAUGCAAGGAUGCUGCCAUUAUAACAAAGACAAAGUCAAAAAAGCCUGGUUCAGGGGCUCAUUUCAGCGGGGAGAUGGCUGAAACUGACUCGAGCUCUGCCCCUCUUUCCUCAUCCACCCUGCUGGACAAAAUGAAAAGCCGCAACCACCUCAGCCUUCCCUCUGUGAGCCACAGAGGAGGAGGAGAAGAAGAGGAGGAGGACCAGGAGGACGGUGCCGAGCGCUCACGCUCCCCUCCACCUCCACUUACUGAGCACGACGAGCUCCUGGCGGACCUCCGCAACUUUGUGGCCUUCCAGGCGCACGUGGACGGGGAGGCCAGCACGCAGGAAGUGCUGGAGUACUUCAAACCCCGACUGAGGGAGAAUCAGGCGCCCGUCUUCAGAGAACUGCUCAGGAGAGUAUGUGACUUUCACAGGUCGUCUGGACAAGCGGGCAUCUGGAGGCUCAAGGAGAACUUCCGCUAAGUUCACAAAUACAGUGGAACCUCGAAGGCCUGCCACACAGCACGGGUCCACCUCGCAUAGUAGUAAGAAAUAAUCUGCUCCAGAGACAAACUGUCACCAUUCCAAAGUUACAUCUUUAUGCAACGUUUAGUGCAAGUUUACCACUGUACAAUGAAACUGUGACCAUAUUUCUGGUUCCAUGGUCAUCAGUCCUCUCUGUCUUUAUGCUCUCCCUGGUGUCCUCCUGUGGUGGCCUCGCAUAAAAGCCAAAGAAGCAAAACACCUCUGACAUCACACACAAUAAAGGUUUUUAUGCCAUUUUAAGGGAAUAUUUUGACCUAGUUUGAGGUUCCACUGUACUUGUCAGUAGUAGUUUCGACCAACUCUCGACGCACCUCAAAAUCAUCCAGUUCAUUCUUGUUUUGUAUGAAAUCUACAUUACUGUAACAUGACAAAUAAUUGCACAAGAUGUCAUACACUCCACUGGCAAUGUGUGUAAUUUAUUCACAAGUUUUUAUUUGUAUCUGGUCGUACUUGAAUUUACUGUAAAGACAAAACGGACUCAACUGCUUCAUUCAUGCUCCUCAAAGUGGAACUCUAUGCAAGAUUAAUAUCUCAAAUCAUGGUAAAAUUUGCUUAUUUUUGACCAAAAAAAUAUUUUUUUGUUAGCAGCACUUUCUGUUGACCAGUUUGCUUGUCUUAAGUCAAAUUUGUACUAAAAUUGUAGGUAUAUGACUUCAAAUAAAUUAAUAAUCCACCUAGGAGAAGAACAUUAAAAAUGUUGAAGAAACACUUGGGCCCUUGAUUUUGUAGAUAUUUAUCUUGGAUUUCCACACACUGUACUCCUGUCUCAGUCAUUACCUCAUUUUCUAAUGUGUCACGUGUCAUAAUGUAGGAAAUAGAAAUACAAAUUAAAUGUGCCAUUUGAACGAGUUGUUUAUUGUUUGUU